Molecule: messenger RNA, 1772 nt
Organism: Pangasianodon hypophthalmus (striped catfish)
Lineage: Eukaryota; Metazoa; Chordata; Actinopteri; Siluriformes; Pangasiidae
Gene: irf9
Product: interferon regulatory factor 9
Exons: 10
Coding region: 148-1455 (435 amino acids)
Biological process (GO): immune system process; regulation of transcription by RNA polymerase II
Cellular component (GO): nucleus
Molecular function (GO): protein binding; RNA polymerase II cis-regulatory region sequence-specific DNA binding; DNA-binding transcription factor activity, RNA polymerase II-specific
Source: RefSeq, a predicted model, not a curated record
CACGUGAUUUCUGGGAAACAGGAACGGCAGUGUACUGUGUGUUUGUGAUCAGAGCAGAGAUCUCACACACACACACACACACACACACACACAGCCUUGAAACUCACACCCUUCCACCACGGAACAGCACAAACUCACCGACUGAAGAUGCCGUCAGGUAAAAUCCGCUGUACACGCCGACUGCGCUCCUGGCUGGUGGAGCAGGUGAGCAGUGGGAAAUACCGCGGUCUUGUAUGGGAUGACGAUGAGAAGACCAUGUUUCGUAUCCCGUGGAAACAUGCUGCAAAACACGACUUCCGCAGUGAUGAGGACGCUGCUAUCUUUAAGGCGUGGGCUGAGUUUAAGGGGAAGCUGUGUGAGAAUGACCCUGCCGGUCCCGCCUCAUGGAAAACACGCCUGCGCUGUGCUCUGAAUAAAAGUCCUGAGUUCAGAGAGGUCACCGAGAGGUCACAGCUCGACAUCUCCGAGCCCUACAAAGUGUAUCGGCUCGUCCCGCUCGACGAGCAGGGACUGACUGAGGUGAAGAGAGAAGAAGAGGAGAAAGACGUGAAGAGGAGUAAACACAGAAAGAGGAGGAGCAACUCGGAGAUAAACGAAGAGAGUCCAAAGAAAUGGAUUAAAGAGGAGGAGGCAGCUGUCGCAGUUCAGAGCAUUAGCAUGGAAGUUGACGCCACUACAGGAAAUGACAUCGCUCUUCAUCCAGAUGAACAAACAGAGUGUGUUGAUAUGAUAAAGAGUGACGGAGUCAUCGAUGAGUUACAUUUAAACCUCACAGUAGAAACCAUCCCUCCACCUGGAGACACCAGAGAAUGUGCCUCGUUCCUCAUCAGGGUUUAUUACCUUGGAAUGGAGGUGCUGAGGAGAGAUGUGAUGAGCGAUGACGUUCGCAUCGCUUUCCUCCCGCCAUCGCCGGCUCCGCCCUCUAUAAACAGCUCAAGUUUUCCUCGAGUUCCUCUUCCUCCUCCUCCCUCCGACCUCACGUCCAAUCAGAUGAGUUCCAUUUCCACCCUACUGCCGUUCAUGGAUGGCGGCGUUAUUCUCACCACAUCGAGCCGAGGUGUUUACGCUAAACGUCUCUGUCAGGGACGGGUUUUCUGGAGGGGACCGCACACACUCACAAACACGGCGAGCAAGAUGGAGAGAGGCGUGAAACCAACGCUGAUCUUUAACAAACAAUUCUUCAAACAAGAGUUGGAGCAGUUCCGUAAUGGAGGAAAACAACCUGAAACUGAGAUCACACUCUGUUUUGGAGAGGAACUUUUGGAAGGAGAUGACAUUUCUAAGAAACUCAUCAUUAUUAAGAUCAGUCUGCCCUGGGCUGAGAAACAGAUCAAGGAGAUCCAGGCGUGGACGCAGUCCAUCUCGUUGCUGCAGAGUUUAGCUCAGCAGUCUCCAUCAGGAGAAAUCACACUCAGUCUGGUGGAGUUUCCUGAACCGACGCUCACCGUUCUCUAAUUUAUCUCCUGUAGUCUAUGUAAUGUCUGAAGUAAUGUUUGUUAGGGAUUCUGAGUACGCACUACAUAGAGCAUUUCAGGUUCCUCCUGACAAAAAUUCUGUAAAACUAUGUUAUUACGCUCUUCGAUGUUUCUCCAUUAACAAAAUGAAUCUUAUGCUUCUUAUUGUAAAACACUACUACAUGAUAAAACACCAUUGCUAUUAAUGUUACCUAUUACCUUUUACCUGUUUUCAUGUUGUUCUUGUUUAGGGGACAAAUUUUUUCAUGAGUAAUGUUUGAAAAUUAAAGAUUAAAAUUAUUAUAUGAUUAUGAUGAA